Molecule: messenger RNA, 1506 nt
Organism: Cooperia oncophora
Lineage: Eukaryota; Metazoa; Nematoda; Chromadorea; Rhabditida; Trichostrongylidae
Source: the annotation of a GenBank genome assembly
AUGGAGCACUACAUGCCAGAAAUCUUCUGGCAUGACAGGAAAGCAAUAUUAUCAGUGGACAGCCAUCCAGUGGUUGAAGAUGGAGCUUACAGAAUCGUAACAGCCAGCGUUCAAAAAGAGGUUCGCAUUUGGCGAUUUGAAUAUGAGCAAUGCCCAAAAGUUCCUUCAAAAUAUCAGUUGGCAGUCACAUUCCUGGCGAAUCUUAUUGGACAUAACGUUGCCAUAAAUGAAGUAAAAUUCAGCCCAAAUCCGGAGUUGAAUUUCCUCGCAUCUGGAGACUCGGAUGGGCGCAUAGCCAUAUGGCAACUGUCUGAUACACCGAGCACUGCACCUCCUAUUGACGAUUUACCGCCGAACAAGGAAAACUGGGUUCGAAUGCGGAUUUUGAAUCACGAGAGCGAAGUCACAAGCGUCGCAUGGAGCCCAGAUGGUAAGCUGCUUGCCUCUGUGUCCAAUGACGAAUCUCUUUUCGUACACGAUGUGACGUCGGGCAAACGAUGUGUGACGGUCCGAAACCUUAGGCACUUUCCUAAUGGUGUAGCAUGGGAUCCCAAGGGAAAGUAUCUAGUGACAAUGUCAACAGAUCGCAAAAUGGAUAUAAUAGAUGCAACCAAAGGAACCCGGUUACGAAUGUUCGGAGUGUCUGCUUUGCCAGCGAUCACAAUCGGUGAUGUACCCCUUGAACAUAAGGUCUACAAGCUUUUCCAUGACGAUCAGCUGAUGAGUUUUCAACGAGGUGUUGCUUUUUCGCCAUGUGGACAGCUUAUAAUUGCUCCAUGUGCAAAUCUGGAAGUACAUACAAAUGAGAUUUUUGGAACCUAUAUUUUUAAGAGGAGUGAAUUAGAAAGCGAUAAACCAUUUGCCUUCUUACCAUGUCCAAAAGCUACAUUUUUAAUAAGGUGCUGCCCAUUAUUGAUGACCCUUGAGAAGGAUGAAGAAAACUAUAGCGGGCUUCCUUAUCGAAUAUUAUGGUUGGCCCUAACCAAGGAUUCUGUAUAUUUAUAUGACAGCCAGCAUCCUAAUCCAAUCGGCCUUGUAGAGAAUAUACAGUACAAUAGCCUAACGGAUGCCGCUUGGACCGCAGAUGGAAAGAAUAUUAUAAUUUCGUCCCUAGAAGGAUACUGUACAUUCUUGAAGCUCACGGUUGAACAAUGGGGAUGCAAGAUUGAGAAGGAGCAGGUAGAAGAAUGUCCACCUUCUCCACAACUUAUUCAAACUAAGAGGAGGAAACCGCGAGAGAAGAAAAUUAAAGAGAGCAAGAAUGAGGAGAACUGUGCGACACCUCCGCCAACGGUGAAAACAACGCCUCUGCGGCCAGCACAACAGCCAGUGACCACACCUAGAUCGGGGAGCCUCUUCCGCUACCUCCAGACAAAGGGUGAAGAAUCCCCUUCACCUGCUGCUGAACCAGGAAGUCCUACCACGCCAACAAGACCGACCGCUGACGAUCCUUUGAACCUCCCGAAGGCGAAGAAACGAAUCCAGCUUAUAACAUUGACAGAUUAG